Messenger RNA from Caenorhabditis angaria, 1440 nucleotides. Lineage: Eukaryota; Metazoa; Nematoda; Chromadorea; Rhabditida; Rhabditidae. The record is from the annotation of a GenBank genome assembly.
AUGUCUGAAUAUUCACAACUUAUGAUUUAUUCAAAUUUAACGUUAAUAGUUUUCGGAAUUUUGGGAAAUUUUACAAUAGUUUGGAUAACUAUUGCGAAUAAAAAUUUACAUAGCCGAUGUAAUUUAUUAAUUGGAAUUUUGGCAUUUUUCGAUUUGGUUAUUGGUUUCUAUUUGGUGAGUUUUAGUGUGGGAAUUCGCAAUAUUUUAAACUUUUGAUGACUGAAAAUACGAAAAAAAAAGAUACGCAAAUUAGUUUUUGAAAUGAAAUUAUAAUGAAUAUCAUCCGGUGAUAAAUUUUUUUGAAUAAUAUUUUUCAAAAUCUAUUCAAAAACCUCUCAUAUAAAAUUACAACAUCUCUAUCCUAAUGAUUUUUAGGCAAGCCUACGAUUUUUGAUGAUUUUUCAAUAUUAUAAUAUUCCUACCUCAUUUUGUUUUUAUUUCUCGAUUUAUGGACUAUUUUCACUAAAUAUGCAAUCUUCUUUAGGCCUUAUUAUUGGAAUUGAUCGACUUUUAAAUGUCUCUUAUCCUUUGAGGUUUGUCAAUAUUUUUCAUUAAAAUAAUUGUUCUAAAUUCAAAUUCCAGGUAUUCAUUUCUUCCAAAAAGUAUUUAUGUGAUGCUCAUUUUAUCUUGCCUAAUUUUUUCAUUUAUCAUCACAUUUUUUGGAUAUCUCGAUGUUCUUGAUGGUAUCUAUAAAAUUCCAGUCUAAAAACUAUAAUAAACAACUGAUUUCAGAUAAAUCCGAUGUUGUCGUCUGUCUACCUCCUAACGCAUAUUCAGGAAAUUCUCGAAAACUUUGGUUAGCUUCCAAUUUUUUCAUCUCAAUUUGUGUUAUAAUUGUAUAUUCAAUGGCGCAUUUGAGAUGUCAAAUAAUGCGAGCAAGUAAUACACAUCAACAAACAUGUCAAAUGAUAACUCGACUUAUGAAAUCUUUAUCAAUUGUUGUCGGUGUUUAUGUAUGCACUUGGUUUGUAACAAUUGCUUGCAUAUUUUUCAUGCAGGUUAGUUGAAAAAUAUUAGGAAAAGAUUCAGGAAAUUUAAAUUUUUUGAAUGGAAGAAUUAAAAUAUUUCAAAACCCUAGAAUUUUCACUUUUGAAUUAUUCAAAAAAUCACUAAUAAUUAUGACUUGGCAAAGCAUUUUUUCAUUUUUCAGAAAUUGAAACUAAAAAUUAUUUGGCAGUUUCAGUAUAAUACGAGAGUUAAAGGAAACAUUUUCAGAUAGUGCCAAUUCCUGCUGAAAUUAGUGCUCGAAUCAAUGAACAGCUUGGUUGGUGUGUGAUUAUUAACGCAUCUCUCAACUUUUUCAUCUAUUUUUGGCGAACUCCCGAAUAUAGGAAAGCUAUUUUGAGAUUAUAUGGAAUUCCGGGAAGUGAAAAUAGUGAUUUUGUUUUCAAUGCGUCGAAUCGAAAUGUUUCAAUCACAAGAAAAAGUGUGGCCGCAUAA